This is a messenger RNA of Colletes gigas, 4550 nucleotides long. RefSeq names its product mothers against decapentaplegic homolog 6 (gene Dad). Gene Ontology annotation, cellular component: heteromeric SMAD protein complex. The transcript is spliced from 5 exons. Gene Ontology annotation, molecular function: transcription regulator inhibitor activity; I-SMAD binding. The record is from RefSeq and is a predicted model, not a curated record. The coding region runs from base 144 to 1706 and encodes 520 amino acids. Gene Ontology annotation, biological process: SMAD protein signal transduction; BMP signaling pathway; regulation of transcription by RNA polymerase II. Lineage: Eukaryota; Metazoa; Arthropoda; Insecta; Hymenoptera; Colletidae.
CGCGGAGGAAAGUUGUCCUCCGGUUUUUGCGGUGGUGUCGCGGGGUGCCGCGUCCGGCACCGUUUCCCAAAUAUUUCUUAUUUUCCGCGCGGCUACGUUAAAAAGUACUGGCCCCCAAAUGCGCGUACCGCAAAUCCUGUUUCAUGUUCAUGUUCUGGAGCAAACGGACGGCGCUCACUAGACGUCUCCUAAAGGCCAAGGUCUGUGGAGAGCAUGAAACCGAGUGUGAAGCUCAAGAGGAUUCGUCACGUAUUCAUCGCGCAAACAACACGAUCGGCACCGACAACGACACGAGCAACGUGACGGCAACGACGGGCCAAGCUAGCAGAGGAGCGCGCGGAGCGUCGUCAGGAGGUGCGAUAGGCGGAGGUGGUGGGGGAGGAGGAGGAGGAGUAGCAGGAGGAGGAGGAGGAGGUAGCCGUAUCUUGUCGAGUAGACUGCAUCAAGGUUGCUGCGGCGGCGAUCAGAGCCAGGACGAUGACGAGGAUCCCGUUCGUUUGUUAAGGUGCAAGGAGCUCCUCAAGUCGUUGAAGGAAAAUCAGCUAGAGAUGUUAGUCACCGCCGUGGAGAGCUGCGGUGCCGAUCUCGGCUCGUGCGUCCUCGUGCCCCGUCAGCAUCCGGAUGAUACCUACGAUCCGGACCAACCAUACUAUCGUCCGCAUCGUUACAAUCACCACAACAAUCAUCACUAUCAUCACCCCCAUCAUCACCACUAUCAUCAUCGGCAUCAUCGUAGGCAUCAUCGUUCUUCCUCGCUGGAGAACGACGACGAACAGAAUUCUGGCUCGGAGGACUCGUCGUCGUGCACAUCGCCGGUGAGUCCGGAACGGUGCAGGGUACCGAUUCGAGGCUCGCUCGAUAACGCGCCGAUCGAUCCUCACCUGCUCUGCUGCCAGAUCUGGCGGUGGCCGGAUCUCGCUCACUCCUCGGAGCUCAAGACACUUCCUGUCUGUCAUUCCGCUAAAGACCCCGUAUACAUAUGCUGUAACCCUUACCACUGGAGUCGGCUCUGCAAACCCGAGUCGCCGCCACCCCCGUACUGCCUUAUUGCCGACAGACUGAGACCCGAAGAUCGUGCGCCCAGCGAAGGGGAUCAACGUCGGUGCAAAAACAGCACACCCCUGCCACUUCCCGGCUCCCUUACCACCAACGGAGAAGGUGAGAUGGGACAAAAGGAGUGGUGUACAUUAGCAUAUUGGGAAUUGGGUGGUCGAGUGGGCCGUCUUUAUCCAGUGGAGCCUUCAACCGUAAAUGUUUUUGAUUCCCUCCAUGAUGGCGAUGGCCUUUGCUUAGCAACACUAGCUGAAAAUCAUGUUGCACCACCUGCAGUCCAAAGAACACGAAGUAAAAUUGGUCUUGGUUUAAUGCUUAGUCAAGAAGCAGAUGGUGUCUGGGCAUAUAACAGAUCAGAAAGCCCAAUCUUCGUGAACUCACCUACUCUGGAUGACCCAGAGUCUAGAACACUACUUGUCUAUCGUGUGCCUCCUGGUUUUUGUCUGAACAUCUUCGACCGAACCAAAGUUCUACAGCUUCCAUAUGGUAGUGGUACAAGAACAGGCAGUCAAGCUACAGGCUUUGCCUCUGGUCCCGUUGAUAUCAACUCCGUCCGCAUCAGCUUUGCCAAAGGCUGGGGACCCAAGUACUCAAGACAGGAAGUCACCUCUUGUCCAUGUUGGCUCGAAGUACUCCUAGCACCAUGCAGGUGAUCCCUACAACUCAUCGUGAAGGUAUUCAGUCUCGUCCGUUUGCGCCUCUUCUUACUCCUCGUCGUCCUCCAAGAGGACCGAUCUGUGAAACUGACGCAGCAACGACGAAGCUCCGUCCCAAAGGCUGCCAACGGAUACUCAAACGACGUGGAUCGCCGCCAGCAGUCUUACCAAAGUACGCCGCCAUACAUCUGAGAACAGCGUCAUUUUGCUAACAGAGAAAAAUGAGAAUCACUCGACAAGAGCGUUUUAUAUUCUUGUGCCUACGAACGGAGGACACACAGUUCUGCGUGGUACUCGAUUUUCAUAGCAUCAAAGCCCGAUCAUACUUCAUCACGGUAUUUUCUUGAUUGGUCAAUAAUACUGUUGUACUUUCUGGAUAAUGCUAAAUGAGAUUUCACAAAAAGUGAAGCGGAGACUUCCGCUAGGUCUAGUCAGUGGUAUUUAACGUUUGUAAGCUUGACGUCUACGUGUCAUGCAUUAAGAAUAACAUAAGAUAAACAAACACUAUCUGAAAUCAUGGAAAGUACGAGAGUAAAAUUGACUUGGUUAAUACACUGUCGCUUUCUUUUAUUCAUCUUAAGUUUAAUACCUGUACUGUCUGGCCAUGUCCUCGUUUAUGGUUAAUCAUUGCACUGCAAGGAAGCAGAAACUUGGGCUUCCGAUGAGGUCUAGUCAAUGGUGUUUAAGAGCAUGGAAAGCUCGUUGGUCGCAUGGAUUUUGAAUCUAUUUAAAUUAUCGAGAAACGAGAACACUGCCAACAGAAUCGAAGGAAGUACUUAGUGUUUUAUGUUAUGUUCAAAAAGACUUUAAUCUUACACGAUUAACGUAACAAUAUUUCUAGUAUAAAUUUCCUUCGUCUAUAUGGAAUUUAUUCAAAUGCGAGAAAAGAUUUGUUAUUUUAAUAGAAAGCCAAACCAUGGCGUGUUUGGCUACACUUUCGGCGUUCAAUUGGAAAUUUUAUCGAGUUCUAGCGAUUGUUCGCAAAACUAGUCAGUGACGAAAUUUGCAUGAAAAGAUAUCACCGAGUUAACAAAACUUUUCUCGAUUUUUUCAUCAAUUUUGUACAUCGUGAGUCGAUACAUCAGCGUUCAGUUAUAUAAGCUCGCGAUUACGUUUCAUGAGCGUUAAAAUGUCGUGUACCACGGGCACUGCGAUUGUCCCCGAUCGUCGUUCGGUGCUGUACGUACAUAUAUGUACAUACAUUGUGCCUUCCCAGCUUCCUUCGUGGUGCAAUGUGCGAAAGAAAGAAUGAAUGCGUGUAUGUGUGUAUCUAAGGAAACGAGAGAAAACGAGAGAACUCCGCGUGCCAGCUUUGCACCAAAUGCCCGAGAGCUUCGUACUGCAGUAAUACGAUACUGUGAUAAAAGUUCGACCCAGGUCUCUUUUUCCUUCCUUAUUUCGGACAAGUUCAUGAAGCACCGACGAAAAAGCAAUCAAUCUGUUAAUGUGUAUAUGUACGCAAACGAAACAAACGUAUGCUUAAUAAACAAAAAAAAAAAAAAAAUAUGAUCCAUAGUUAGACGUUAAAUUUAUAAAAGUACUGUUUUCUUGGAAUAAUUUUCUACCGUCGUGAAGGAUAUAAAAUUAGAGUGUAAGCGAGUGGAGUUUUACAAAUUUUAUCGCUGAAGUCUUCGCCGAAAUCCGCCUCCGGAUCCGAACGCGUACGAUAACAUUAAACGACACGUGUACCACGGAUCAGCGAUUUACACGUGGCAAAACGCUAAAAAACGUUUCUGUAAAGGAAAUAAUUGUACGGGGAGUUCGGAACGAUGAUGUUUAAGUACGUACAUACGAUGUAACCAUGUACCACCAGUCAUACGUAUUCAUUCAUACGCAUACGCAAACACAAGCAUGUAUAAAACACAAUCGACUGAUCGAAUAGUUUUUUUUUUUUUUUUUUUUCUCGAGCCGUUAGUUACUUUUCGUAUAACCGCUUUUAUCGGUUUAAAAGCGGUCGUCAGGUCACGUAUGAAUCGUGAUCCAUUGCGUGUAAGACGCCGAACGAUAUAUUGUGAUGCAUAUAUUGUCGCUUAAAUGUUAUAUAUUAAUAUGUAUACGUACGUAUACAAAAAUGUUCAUAGGUAGCUAGCUGUAUCUACUGUAACGGUGCGAUUCCGUGGCCUGUAUACGAAGUUGCGAAGUUUACGAUUGUCAGGGAUAUCUAAUUAUUUGUAACGUCGUUCCUCGAAGUGCUGCACGAGCAACGUUCGUCUCGGGAGAACUUUUUUUACACGAACACAACGGCACGAUUCCGCUUUGCGUACAGGCUUAGGAAUCGUCGAUGAAAAUUGCAACGACGAGAAAGAAUUCUGUGGUAGAGUCGUCCAUUUUGGAAGCUACGUUGCUUUUUAUAGUCUUUUCUCACGGCUCUGACCUGCAGUUAUAGUCGGAAGUUGGUUCAUCGCUGGAAUUGAAAUAAACGCGUGCGGUCAGUCUGAAAGCGAUUUUCGAAACGAUCUUCGGGUAAACGCGGAGCGCAAGACACCCAAUAAUUUGUACAAAUAUUUUAUUUUCUUUCGUAAAGAUUCGAUUAAAAAUAAGUUUACUUAUUCUGUGAAUUAUAAUAACCCCCAUUUGCAAUCAGUUACGCGAAUUAGGCGUUACACGUGACUUCCUGAAAUUCUCGAUUACAGACAGGCAACGAAAACGAGUUGGGUCAUUUUUACUCGCACCGUUCCCGAUGGUACAGUCGUUUCCCAGCAUUAUGACUGAAAGGACGUACAGUUAAUAGUGUACUUAACAAUAUUUUAUAAUUGAACGUACGUAAAUCUUAAUUCUACCGAGCCCGAUCGUAUUUGUAGUUUUGUUAAUUAGGUGACGAUUGUUAAAGAUAUAUCUAAA